GCUUGAUAGUUACCAUAGUUACAUAGCAAAUCCAAACAAUAUUACGCCUGACAGUACUAGGAAUACCGCUGAACGUGGCUGCCUGAAGCUGCAUUACUAAAACAAACAUAAUGAUUGGUUGAGCAUUCAAAAAUUUGCCCAAUAAGAGAACGUCUAUCUUUAAUCCCACUGCGUCAUGGUUAGAGCCUUCUUUCAAAACAACUUGCGAUUGGUUCAAAUUCAAGAGUUUUGUCCAAUCAAAGGGAGUGUUUUAUUAAGUCAAAUUCACGCGGUAAAUUCGUUGAGAGAACGAUUCCAGAAACUUUUUCCUUCAUUCAACAAAUACUUCSGACUGAAAAAAUAACGCUAAAUUUACUCCUAAUUUUUGAGCCAUACGUAUGUAGUAUCCACUUGUUGCGGAGAAUCAUUUUGAGUCGCGCCUUUUGGUUUCUAAACUUCAGAAUUAGGAAUUAUUUGCUUUACCAGAAGGUUUAAACCGAAAGCUGCCAUCUUUUGUGGGCCAGGCUGAAGAAAAAUAUUGCAAAACUUUGCGUUUAUUCAGUACUAAAUUUUAAAAUAUGCUCAUUAUCACUGGAAAAAGAGUGAAGACUCUCAAAAGCUGUCUUUGAAAUGACGGAUUCUCGUGCGAGAAGUAGUACAAAUCAGCAGUCAAGUCCUGAAGAAAGUGGUGCUAAUGCUUCACCAAGAAGUCCACAUGUUAAGUUAUUGAGAACACCAAGGUCUGGCAUGAGGACAAGCACAAAGCUGAGACAGGCUUUCAAGUCCCCAUUCCGACCAAAACAAACUGAAUCUUCACCACCUCCCCUGAAUCCUGAAGAAGAAAAGAAAUCCAUAAAAGAGAAGAUAAAAUCUAUAGAGGAAGAAAUUGCUGAAUUGCAAAAAGAGUAUGAUGUUAGUGAACUACAAGAUCACAUAGACAAACUACAUGAAUACAAUGAUAUCAAAGAUGCUGGUCAACUUAUUCUUGGCAGACUAGCUGAAAUAAAAGGAAAAACAACAAAGCAAAUGUAUGAGGAGUUUGGUCUUGAUAUCAAUGAUUGAUGCAGGGCUUGUGCAGGCUACCAGCAGAUCUCAAGCUCAUGCCAGAAAAUCUUGAACUAAGCUUCUUCCUUUCAUCUUGAUAAGAUAAUACUGUAAGAGAAAUAAGAAAUAUUAAGUAUUAUUAGUGGUCGAGAUUCAUGAUAUCAAAAUAAUGCCAUUACAGUGUGACUGCAUAAACCAAGGCCACCCAAACAAAUCAAAUUCACAAAUCAUGUUUUUGCUGAAUAUGACUGGAUGGCAUCAGUUUAGCAUCUUGAUCAGAGUUUAAACUGUUUCUUAUUCACUCCUGAUCAUACAGUCACAAGGGUCACACAUGUACAAAGUAUUAUGUCUUUAAAAGAAAAAAUUUGUGCAGAUCAUAUUGUUUAAAUACUCUAUCGUGAUUGGCUAAUUUGUAUGGAAUUUUGUCUGGRUUGCCUUGGUUAGUGUAUUUGCACUGUAAUAUGAUGUGAUAAAGCAUUGAGACGUUUGGAGAUUUAUUUGUCAGUGGAAGUUCGGGUUGGGGUACAAGCAUUCUAAUAACAUUUACAAUAUUAUCUAUUAAUAAUUUUGUAGAUAAUUUUUUGUUUGGAUAUUUUUGUGUUGGGAAAAGAAGUUACUAGUGGGGUACAGCCUAGGGGACACUUGGGCUGUUUUUGAUUAAGUAUGUUUCAACAGAAUUCAGCAACUACAAAUAAUUAUUGUUGAAAUUUAUCUAAAAUGCAAGCUACUAAGACAGACACCUCAAAAAAGGUUUUAAUUUCAUCAUAGAAAUAUAUUUUGUCACCUAUCAUCUAGCCUGCGUAGCAGCCCAAAUUGGGAAAUUUUGGGCCGUUAUGCAGGCUACAUAUCAUCGGGAAUGCUUAUGAGCUGAAAAGUAUCUGCUGAUAAUUUGUUAUGGGAUAGGGAGAUUUUACUUGACCCGUGAUACAAGUUUGUAUAAUUAGUGACUAAGAGUAAAAGUAAAACAACAGAAAGCAAUGGAAUAAGUGUCGCAAUGUCUACUGUAUUAUGCUUUUUUUCAUGGGCCAAGUAAAAUUACUUUAAAGUAAGGCCUGCUUGCACAAAUGUUAUGUGCAAUAUAAUAAAUACAGGCAGAUAUGUUGUAAAUCAAAAUAACUCUUAAUGGAGGUUAAUAUUUAUUAGCAGAGUGCAUAAUGUACAAAAUAAUAGCUCCAACCAGUAAUCACAAGUUGCCUUCAGUGACUAGAGUCAUAUAAUUGAAUUAUGCUUCUCAAACUACAUGAUCGUAUGAAUGGAGUUAUUUUUGGUUAUAAUAGGGUGUAUGAUAAGAAAGAAGUUUUUAUGUGUAUGAGAAUAUAUGAAAUAUAUAUAUUUGUACUGCAGUUGUAAUGUAUCAAAUUGAGCUGAUCCUCGCAGUAUAUGAAACAACUUAUGCAAGGAAUCUCCAGGGCACAGGUUCAAAUCCCGUUCAAGACUUCCCAAUUUUUCUGAGUCUUUCAAUUUGCAGCUGCAUAAAUUGCUUCAUAUACAGCGAGGAUCAGCUCAAUUUGAUAUAUAAAGAAGUGUUUUUUUUGAUCACCUUACCCCAUGGCCCUAUCGCCAGAAAUAAGAAGCAAAGAAAAAACUAACCUAGGAUUUAUAGUAAUGGUUUAUUUUAAUGCUGCACUCAUUUUCAGUAACAUGCACAGAAUCGUAGAUUAGCUGUCGCAACAAAGUAGUUGGUAGAGGAAGUCAAGACAAUAGGUAUGUGCCCAUGAAAUAAUAACAGUAUCCUUUCCAUGUUGAGGUAACAUGUUAAUUGACAUUCAACUGGAUAGACCAAAUCCAAUUUGUGGGCCAAAUUGGAAACCACCCAUUCUUGCACCCAGGUGUCUGGGUACGAGAAUGGAAACCAACCCUUUUUUGCUGUAUUUUUUACUGGCAUAUUAAAAUUUUCUAAACAUUUGA
Molecule: messenger RNA, 2931 nt
Organism: Actinia tenebrosa (Australian red waratah sea anemone)
Lineage: Eukaryota; Metazoa; Cnidaria; Anthozoa; Actiniaria; Actiniidae
Product: DNA repair protein SWI5 homolog
Biological process (GO): double-strand break repair via homologous recombination
Cellular component (GO): Swi5-Sfr1 complex; Swi5-Swi2 complex
Source: RefSeq, a predicted model, not a curated record